UGUUAAUGCAAAUAAGAUUUUCAUAUCACUUCUGGGCAGAAGUGAACUGAAUUUGCAAGUAGGUGGAUUACAAACUUCUACGCCAGGUAGAAUCUUCUUAUGCUUUCAGCCAGCAGACCUGGGACUUACUGUUUUCAAGUCAACAACCUCCCGCAAUAGAAGUCAAAUGAUAUAAUUGAGCUAUAUAUGAGAGAACUUUAGGAUGUAUAAUUUGUUCACUGUAGUCUGACUGCUGUGGUUUUAUUUAUCUGUUUGAUAAUAUGGCUUUAACAAAAUCUGAUAAGACUAUGGAUGAAGGUAUUGAUAAUCCAGUAUUCAUUCUUGAUGACGAUAUAAAUGUGAAACAAAACUCAAAAUCUAAUAAUGGAACCAUCCAAGAAGCAGCAACAUCAAGACAAGAAUUUGAAGAAGGACCAUGUGGCUGGGGAACAUUCACAUUAGAUUGCAUUCAAUGCUGCAACAACCCUAAAGGAUAUUUAUUCUUUUACAGUCUGCUAUCCAUCAUUCAAGGUGCUUUGGUGAAUGGUCUGGUGAACGUCAACAUCUCCACAAUUGAAAAGCGAUACAACUUGACUAGUUUCUUCACAGGAUUGAUUUCUGUUGGCUAUGAUAUCUCCUUCACCACCUUAUCUCUCGUUAUCUCUUACUAUGGACAAAAAGGACACAAGCCACGGUGGCUGGCCUUUUCAGCUUUUAUGCUUGGAUUGGGAUCUCUUGUAUAUUCUCUUCCUCAUUUCAGUAGUGGCCUAUAUAAUUACGGUUCUGAAAUGAGAGAUAUCUGUGUUCCUUCCAAUGGUAAUUCCACCACACAAGCCUGCAAUACCUCUACUGCAGCCAAAGACACCAGCUUUUUCUUGCUGUUUUUUCUGGGGCAAUUGUUGCAUGGAGUUGGAGGAACCCCUUUGUACACACUGGGGACAGCCUACCUCGAUGACUCUGUUCCUGAUGAUAAAACUUCUCUUUAUAUAGGUAUUGGAAAUGCUAUGUCAGUUCUGGGCCCAGCUUUUGGAUUUCUUUUAGGUGGUCAGAUGCUGGACAUUUAUAUUGAUGUCAAUCGUGUUUCCAACAUUGAUUUAAAGUCAGAUGACCCUCGAUGGCUUGGUGCUUGGUGGAUUGGUUUUCUUUUGUGUUGGAUACUUUCCUGGAUUCUGAUUCUACCUCUUUCAUGCUUCCCAAAGCAUCUACCAGGCACAGAAAAAAUACAACUUGAAAAGAUUUCUCAGGCUCAUUGUUAUAAAGACUCAAGUAUUUUCACACGGGAACAUUUUGGAGAAAGUUUUAAGGAUUUCUUCAUGGUACUGACGAAAAUGUUGAAGAAUCCGGUUUUCUUGUGCUUAACUGCAGCAUGCUGCACUGAAGGUCUGGUGAUCACAGGCUUUGUGACAUUUUUGUCAAAGUUCAUUGAAAGUCAGUUUAGCCAAACUGCUAGCCUAGCAGCAGUCCUUGGAGGAGCAGCACUUAUUCCUGGAGCUUUUAUUGGUCAACUUACCAGUGGGAUCAUUAUGUCUAAGCUGAAAGUCCAGUGUCGAAAUAUGAUUAAGAUGGCUUCAGCUACAACAAUAUUAUCAGUACUCUUCUCCAGCAUUUUCAUUUUUGGUUAUUGUUCAAACACUCCAUUUGCUGGGAUCAACCAGAAUUAUUACCAUAACAAAACUACAGAGAAGUUCCAACUUGAGGCACCCUGUAAUGCUGACUGUCACUGCAGCCGUUCAUUCUUUAAUCCAGUCUGUGGCGUAGGUAAUGUCCAGUAUUUUUCUGCAUGCUAUGCCGGUUGUAUGAAUGCAACAACAAAAGGUACCCUUCACGUUUAUGAGGAGUGUUCUUGUGUCCAGAAAGAAAGCGUUGAAUUUGAUGCACAAAAAGGAAAAUGUAGUUCCACAUGUGACCGCAUGCCAUUGUUUUUGGGAAUAUUUUUGUUCUGUGUUAUUUUCACAUUCAUGACUAGCACAUCACUCACAACAUCUGUUCUCAGGUGUGUUCCAGAUAAACAACGCUCAUUUUCAUUGGGUAUAAAUUGGACCUUUGUACGGAUCCUAGGUGCCAUUCCAGGACCAAUUCUUUUUGGGACAGUAAUUGAUCAGUCCUGUGUCCUUUGGCAUAUAGAUGAAUGUGGCAAUCAAGGUGCAUGCUGGACAUACGACAACCCAAGAAUGGCCUACUUAUUUAUAGCAAUUGGUGCACCUUGCAAACUGCUCACUAUUAUCGCAAUUUCUACAGCUUAUUUCCUAUAUAAACCUCCAAGAGUUGCUGAAGUGGUGGCUAAUAGGCCAAAUAGUGAAUGAGGAUUUGAGGACAAGGACUGAAAUAUAACUGUGAUUGAUGAAUGAACUGUGUAUGAACCAAUAAGCCUGUGGAAUAAUGAGUAUACUUUGUAUGAGGCCAAAAUAAAUCACUUGGUAUAUUUUUAAAAUAUAACAACAAUGCAACUUUCCACAUUUGAUGUAUGUAUCUUUACCACAAGCAAUUUUAUUGAUUUAUAAUGUUUCGUUGAUCAAUUAUUUGGAUCGGAUUGAGGGCCAAAGUUUUUUUAAGUCUUAUUGCCAUUGUGAUUUUUUUUGGUUAAACACAAAAACUGCAUGUAAACAAAAGCCUGCAUUAAAAUAGAAAAGCAUGGAGAGUAUUGAAACUGUAUGUGUGAUGGCUAAGGACAGAAAAGUCUUUUCAAUGUUUUAUAUGGAAUGGGUGGCAUCUAGCCUCCAUAUAGGUACCUGUCUAAAAUAACACUUUUUUAAUAAAUCAUCAUGUUAAAUACAACCCGAGACCUUCAACAACUACAGCAUUAUAAAACUUGAAUUUACAUUGUACUUUAAUGCUUACAUUGACUUUUUGCAUCAGCAUGAUUUUAUAUCAGCUUUGAUUUGAAUUAUCUCCUACAGCCAAGUUUAUAAGCAAAUUAAUUCAUUCUUUAUAUAACAAUAUUUAAAUAUCCAAGCUUAAUGAUACUUAAUUAACUUCUUGGAUUACUUCACCCAAUAUUUUCCUGUGUUAUUUGUAACCAGUGUAGUGCUCUGUACUUGCACAUAGUCAAGCAGACCAAAGAUUUCCUGAAUUUGAAUCGCAAACUGUGCUCAACUGAUCCCUUUUGGUGUUAUGCAUGGCAUCAAAGUCGAUGAGGUGGUUGAGGGAGAAUGAAAGGAAAAAUUGUCCCAAUCUUCAUCACUGAUUUUAUAACCAGUGUGCAUGCACGUGUGUUUUUGAGAGUUUUUCUUAACUCUGUUGUAUCCUUACACAUAGGAAAUGGCUGCUUAGUAAUGCACUGCAGAAGCACCACUACUUCUCAAGUGGUACCUGGGCACCAGGCAUGUCCUUCCUAAAAAUACGGAAGGAAGUAUUGGAAAAUAAAUUAGAAAAUUAUUGGAUGCUUCUGCAAGUAUAGUACUAUAGAACCUGAAUGAACACUAAACACGAGCAUGCCCACUGUACUCAUCUCACACAUUCUGUUCAUUUACUUCAAUUUAACCAACUAUGCAAAGAAGUGAGUACAACCAGCUGUUGAUAGUCUGAAAGCCUUCAGUGCUAGCAACCAAAGACUUAUUGAUUUAUUUAGUUGGUAUAAAUAGAAUGGGGGAAAGAUAAGUCUUUGGUCACUAGCAAGGAGCAUCCUUUGUCAUUGAGGACCUUUAUGCAUAAAUAUUUUUAAAACAAUCUUUGCAAAACUGUUCCAUUUGAAUUAUCAUUGAAUUUCUGUUUUCUUUUCCAUGUAUCCUUACAGUAAAAAUAGUAUGCAUGCACAAAUCUGUAGAUACACAAAUUAAAGAUUUUGAACUGUUCAAAAUUGAUAUUUUGUUGAGCGCUUUGAUAAGACAAUUGUUUAAAAGUUUUUGUCAUUUGAUCAUUUUAAACAAUAAAGAAGCUUUACUGG
Pristis pectinata (smalltooth sawfish) is the source of this 3862-nucleotide messenger RNA. Its product is annotated as solute carrier organic anion transporter family member 4C1-like. NCBI's taxonomy places the organism in Eukaryota, Metazoa, Chordata, Chondrichthyes, Rhinopristiformes, Pristidae. Gene Ontology annotation, cellular component: membrane. The transcript is spliced from 13 exons. Gene Ontology annotation, biological process: transmembrane transport; sodium-independent organic anion transport. The record is from RefSeq and is a predicted model, not a curated record. Gene Ontology annotation, molecular function: protein binding. Bases 261 to 2282 code for a protein of 673 amino acids.